Lolium perenne is the source of this 2034-nucleotide messenger RNA. RefSeq lists its product as uncharacterized. Gene Ontology annotation, molecular function: protein binding; DNA-binding transcription factor activity. The record is from RefSeq and is a predicted model, not a curated record. Lineage: Eukaryota; Viridiplantae; Streptophyta; Magnoliopsida; Poales; Poaceae. Gene Ontology annotation, biological process: regulation of flower development. Gene Ontology annotation, cellular component: nucleus.
AUCCGCCCAUGUGCCACUGCCUGCAGCCGGCCUACUACUAGCUAGGCAUUCACCCAACAACAACGAACGACCUCACACACCUUCACACACCUUCGCAACAAUGUACGCCCACUCGCCGCCGGUCUUCGACCUCUCCUCCUCCGCUGCUCCUACACCACCGCCACUGCCUCUUCCUCUUCCUCUUCUACAUCAAGCUAAAGCCAACGACGCCAUCUACGACCACCUCGGAAACAAGGGGCAGCCAUCCUUGAUACCAGAGUAUGACCUUGGAGGAGAAGGGGACCUGUUCAAGGCUCCAGAGCCCAUAAUUGAAGAACCGCUGCUUACCCUCGACUCGGUAGCGGAUGCCAUCUCGAUAAUGUCCUGCGAUGAGAAUACAAUGGAUGACACCAUCCAGGUUUCAGACAUGGUUUUGAGUGAAGUGAUGUACGAGUGCGAGAAGGAGCUCAUGGAGAAGUCGGUGAUCGAAGAGACGAUAUCCGAACUUGUAGACAUCAUCCCUAUGUUACAAGUUGAGAAGGUCCCCGGAGAACUCAGGGCAUCACCUUUAGCCGGUGAAUGCUCACUCCAGAAGAGUGUUAGCUCUGAAUGCCUCAACUCGGCCGAUUGGAUGAAUGGGUCAGUGAGGCCAAAUUUCUUGGAUUUCCAAGGGCUCGACUUCGAGGCGGCAUUCGGGCUGAGCAAGAAAUGGAAUCUUGGUGCCAAUACCCCUCGACUUGUAACCAUCAGUGACCUAAAAACUGAGGAAAGGAAGCAGAAGCUCUCCAGGUACAGGAUGAAGAAGUUCAAGAGAAACUUUGGCAGAAAGAUAAAGUAUGCCUGCAGGAAGGCUAUGGCAGAUAGCCAGCCAAGAAUGCGAGGGAGGUUCGCCAAGAUGCACUGUGGCGACAUGCUCAAGCCGAGGAAAUAAAAUCAUGGGAAGACCGCCGAGGUUGCUGCGAAGCUGAUGAGGAAGACAAGGUUGUUGCAAGGAAUUAUGCUACUACUGAGCUACCAGUAAAGCUUGUCGUCGUCUAGAAUCUUCUAGGUGAGGCUACGAUUUCUCUUGCGCCGCGCCGCGCUGCCCCGUCGGAAUUAAUUUUAGUCACUACAUCAAUCUUCUACUCCUUGUGGAAUUUCUAUUUCACACCUUCCUUGCGCUGCAGGAGAGUGGAGAGCCCUUGCUAGGGAGGCUGCUCUCUGUGUACAAAAGCGACUUUUUAAGUCAUCAAAGAUGCAAUUUUCACCGCUGUUUCUAAUUUUUUUGCACAAAGUCGUACUUGGAACAAUGCUAAGAAACUAUCCCUGAUAUACAGAUAUAUAGAUACAAUAUAGAUGGUUUUAAAUCUAUCAAGCUUCAGAAUGCUUGUCCACAUACAAGGACAUAAUUUUGCAAGGCUUGUUUUGCUUUGAAAGUUGGCGCCCUGAAACUGAUAAGUCAAUUUGUUGUGGCUGAAGAUGGAAGAGCACUUCAGCAACCAUCAAACCAAGAGUACGUUGCGCUGGUAAUAAUAUUGAUACUACUAAGAUUAUUACAUGGCAAGCAAGAGAGGAGCCUGGGUUUCAUUAUUACCAUCUUCAAGCCUUUGUGCAGAGAGCAGCCUGCCUAGCUAGGGCUCUCCACUCUCCUGCAGCAGGAGGAUCAUAUUAUUACUAACUAUUACAGCAGAUGAGCACAGGGAAAUAGAAAUGUCACCCGAAGGAGCGGACUGAUGGAGCAACUAAAAUUAAUUCUGACGGGUGGCGCGGUGUUGCACAGCAGCCAUCAUCCUAGAAGACGGUGCGCCUCACCUAGAAGCUUGUAGAUGCCGACGAGCUUGCUGGAAGCUCAACAGUAGCUCAAAUUCCUUCCAUGCAGCCAUUUCUUCCUUCCUCUGCUGGCUUCGCGGCAACCUAGCCGGCCUUCCAUGGUCCUACUUCUUCAGCUUGGGCACGUCGCCGUCGUCCAUCUUGGCCAACCUCCCCCGGCACCCUUGGCUGGCCGUCUGCAAGAGCCUUCCUGCAAAGCAUACCAGAAAAAAAAUAUGCUAGAAAAGCCCACAAAAAUUAGAAACA